Messenger RNA from Biomphalaria glabrata, 5231 nucleotides. RefSeq names its product probable 3',5'-cyclic phosphodiesterase pde-5. The coding region runs from base 1876 to 4350 and encodes 824 amino acids. Gene Ontology annotation, biological process: signal transduction; negative regulation of receptor guanylyl cyclase signaling pathway. The transcript is spliced from 26 exons. NCBI's taxonomy places the organism in Eukaryota, Metazoa, Mollusca, Gastropoda, Planorbidae. The record is from RefSeq and is a predicted model, not a curated record. Gene Ontology annotation, molecular function: protein binding; 3',5'-cGMP-stimulated cyclic-nucleotide phosphodiesterase activity.
GUGUAUUGGAUACGUUGAAACAGGCUCUAGGACAUAUGUAUGCCUGUGUUCAGAUUUUUUUUAUAUGCAUAAACUUUUAUUUGGCCGUUUUAAUACCUUUCCUUUAAUUUGUAUUGUACAAAAGGCUGUCUUGGUCUGUUCAAUGAACUCUACACAUCAAUACAUAUAACGUUGAUUCCUUUGUGCUUAGAUGUGUUGAUCUAGACCACAACACGUGCUUAUAAAUGUCAUCUGUGUAAAUAAUCUUCUUGCUUAAUAAAUGUUCAAAGUCUCGAGGCAAAGUUUUGUGUCAGUGAUGUCUGUGUUAUACUAGAGUUACUAGAGUAUUCUUAAUGGAUUAAUAACGCAAUUUCGUUAAUUAUUUCUGAGAUAAGAGCGUGCUUUCUACGUGUAUUCUGAUCACACUGUGAGAAAUGCUGAAUAAAUGCAUGUAUUAAUGUAAUCUGAUAACGUUAGUACAGGCGUUGGUAUUUCCAUGUAAUUUUGAAAUACACUGUGUUAUUUUGUAUAACAAUACAUGUUCAAAGAAAAUCAAAUGUAAACUGAUUAAUGCAGGUAUAGGGAGAAAGAUGAAUUAGAAUUGAUAGACAUUAUAAUAGGACCACUAUUUCAGACAUUUAACAAGCAAAAAGGAGAAACAAGAACUGAAUGGGGAAACAAAAUGUCUGCAGGAGACAGCCAUUGAGUGGAAGGGGACACACACACAUGACCUUGAAAUAAUAAAAUAUAACUAGUACUCGUUGAUCUUGAUAUAGGUCACUUUCGCUGACAACUAAACACUGAAAACUAAAUAAAGGUAUGUUCACAUGAGUGUAUUUAACUCUGAGACUUACAGAUGUUUGACCUCAAUCUGUUAAUUGGUAACAACUAUGAAACAUACAAGAAGGAAUAGUGGCUAGAAAAACAAGUGUGAGUACUAAUGAAAUGUUCCUAAGACCUCACCUUCUGACAUGCCAAGCAUGGUCUGAGAAACUACUUGCAAGUGUAAACUUAUUCUUAAAUAAUUUUGGAAUGACAUAAAAAAUAUAAAAUACAGUAAAUAAAAAGAACAACAUUAAACAACUUUCGCCUUUAGUUGGAGUGUUCAGAUUUUAUUCUUGAUUAUCUAAGAUUGCGUUUUUCUUUCUCAUUGUUCACGACUUUGGAAUAUAUGAGUGUUAAGUGUCUUCUUGAAAAUGUCUAUUUGUGAACUAUAAAAGGACUAUGAAUGAAACUGACCGCCAUUUGUAUUCCACCUCCAAUUGUUUGGAUCCUGACUUGAGUCAGUUUGGCACAUCCCCAUGUCGCUGAGUUGUAUCCACUGGAAUAUGUUGUCACAGCUUCAACCGAGUUGUUUUCUAGCAUUGCUCCUGUGAUGAAAUCAUUUUUCAAAAAUAACGAACUCAAUAUUGAAAUGUUAUCCCAAGGCAUUAGUUACGUGCACCGUUCAAUUAUUUAGUCAAACCGAGCAAAUUGAAUGCAGUUUGAAUAAAGGCAGUGCUUGAAAAACAGUGUUCAUUCAGGCAGGGCUAGGCAAGAAAGUGAACGUUUAGGAAGUGCUAGCUAGGCAAGGCAGUGAUCAUUCAGGCAGUACUUGCCAAGGCAGUGAUCAUUCAGGCAGUAGCCAAGACAGGUAUCUUUCAGCAGUUCUUUCCAAGGCAGUGAUCAUUCGGCAGUACUUGCAAAGUUAGCUAUUAUUCAAACAGUACUUGCCAAGGCAGUGAUUACUCGAGCAUUACUUGCCAAAGCAGUGAUUAUUCGAGCAGUACUUGCCAAGGCAGUGAUUUUUCGAGCAUUACUUGUCAAAGUAGUAAAUGUCCACAUGUCAGAUCCCAUGCAAGACACAUCAGGGUCUCUGUUGAGUGCAACUGGUGUGUGUGAAACAAAAAGCUGAAAAUGAGCCCUGCCAAGAAGAGGAAGUUAACAAGGAGCACAGACUUAUCUCCUGAAGUAGUCACACAGUACCUCAAACAGAACCCGGAAGUGCUUGACCACUACAUCACUGACCACGUCAAGACGGACCGGAUAGAAAGAUGGCUACAAACCAAACCUCUUCCUUCCCAGUCCCGUCACAUUUUAACUGGACAUCAGUCUCCGGCACUAAGUGUCAACGGAGAGUAUCCUGAAGAAAAGAGAGUGGCUUUAUCAAAAUGGAAAACCAGACUACAGACUAGUAAAGGGAGAGUACUUCAGGAGCUCUCCAAAGAGUUUCAUCAUACCAAUGGCAAGGUGAUGGUCUUGCUGGAACUGUCAGCCUGUGUUGCAUCAGCAAUCACUUCAGAUUCGUACAGUUUGUACUCAUGUGAUUUGGAAAAAAAGGAGAUGGCUAGGCUAUCCAAAACUGAGCAGGGAGAUGUGGUGAUAGGACCUAAGGAGCCAAUAACUCUUGGUACUUCAUUUUCGGCCCAUGUAGCACUAACAAGGGAGGCACGACGUGAGAGCCAUUUAUCUGGGGAGAGACGCGAUGCCCUAACUGUUAGUGACAAUACAGCAGACUCUCUCAUGGCUCUGCCUAUUCUAGAUGAUGCAGAAAAAUGUUUUGGAGUUGUAGAGUUUUACAGACUAGCCAAGUCAAGUCAUUUUACUGAGGAGGAGGAAGAGGUGGCAACACUUAUGUUACAAUGGUAUGACAUGCUGGUCGAUUAUGUUGAGACACACAGUGUAAUGAUACGACAACGAAAACUGAGUGACUUUCUGUUAGAGGUGACCAAGUCAGUGUUUCAGGACAUUGUCAGCAUGGAUGUUGUUAUUAUGAAAAUAAUGAACUUUGCCAAAGCCUUGGUACAUGCAGACAGAACAUCUCUCUUCUUGUUGGACACACGGUCCAAUGAGCUCUAUGCCCGCAUCUUUGACGAUGGUUACUCGCUGGACGAGUUCGUUUUGCAAGAAGCUAACAGGGAGCUCCACAAAGAAAGGAGCAGCUCUACCAGUAGGGAUGAUGAAGACCUUGAAGCUGUUGCCGAUUAUUCUGGAGGAGAAGGCAGUGAAACUGAAGAGAAGAUCCAAAGACGACCAACGUGGCAACAGCAAGAUAUCAGGUUUUCAAUGGACAAAGGAGUAGCAGGCUAUGUAGCUAGUACUGGGAAAGUGCUGAACAUUAAAGAUGCAUACAAAGAUCCCAGAUUCAAUCCAGAGGUGGACAUCCGGACGGGAUAUAAGACAAAGUCAAUUUUGUGUAUGCCCAUCUUCAUUCGUGGAGUUGUUAUUGGUGUGGUUCAAAUGGUAAACAAACGCAACGGGACAUUCACCAAAGCUGAUGAACAAGCUUUUGAGACUUUUGCUAUUUAUUGUGGUCUAGCUCUGCACCAUGCAAAGUUAUAUGAGAAGAUACGUCGGUCGGAACAAAAGUACAAAGUUGCCUUAGAUGUAUUGUCCUACCACAGUCAGGCUACAGCAGAAGAGGUCAAGACACUCAAAGACAAACCCAUCCCAAAAAGUAUUAAAAACAUCACCAGGUAUGACUUCUCACCCUGGGCUGUUAUGGAGGAUGAUAAACCAGUUCAUUGUUUGUAUAUGUUCAAGAUAUUGUUUCAGGACAUUAAAUAUGACCUUGAAGACCUCAUGCGUUUCACACUGACAGUCAGAAAAAAUUACAGAAGUGUACCCUAUCACAACUGGUCCCAUGCCUUCUCUGUGGCUCACUCUAUGUUUACAGUGCUACAGACAACCCAACAUAAACUUUCUCCAGUAGAGUGUAUAUCACUGUUUGUAUCCUGUCUCUGUCAUGAUCUUGACCACCGUGGAAAGACAAAUCAAUUUAUGGUACAGAGUUGUUCUCCUUUGGCAGCUGUCUACAGCACAAGCACCAUGGAGCAUCAUCAUUUCAAUCAGACAGUAACUAUUUUACAGAAUGAAGGACACAAUAUUUUUAAAUACCUCAGUUCAGAUGAGUACAAAAAGGUACUUGGCGACAUUAAACAAAGUAUUUUAGCUACAGACCUUGCAGUAUUCUUCAAGAACAAAGUCACAUUACACAAUAUUAUCACCAACGAACCUUUCUGCUGGGAAACAAUACACCAUAGGUCAACACUUACUGCUGUGGCAAUGACUGCAUGUGACCUGUGCGCCAUGUACAAGCCCUGGGACGUUCAGCUCAGCCUAGUCUACAUCAUCAUGGAAGAAUUCUGGCAGCAGGGAGAUGAAGAAAAGAGGCGUGGCCUAGUUCCUAUUCAGAUGAUGGACAGAGAUAAGAAGGAAGAACUACCUAUGCUAGAGGUUGGCUUUAUUCAAAGUAUUUGUAUUCCAUGCUACGAGCUAAUGUACUCAGUGAUGCCUGAGACGCAGCCAAUGUUGACUGGAGCAAGAGAAAACCUCAGAAAAUGGAAAGAACUGAUGGACAGUCAUCUAAAAAAAAUUGGCACAAAUGUGUGAUGACCAAAUCCAAACUGACAUUUAGCAUGAUGCUCAAAAUGUCAUCUCAUCUAAUCCUCCUAUCAUUGGAGUUAUUAUCUCCAUGGAAUCCGUUUAUACUUUGAAAAUCUCUGCAAUACAUGUUCCCGAAGUUUACUUUAAGAUGACAGUAAAUAGAAUUCGAAAGUAAACACAGCACUAAGGCAUUAGUGGGAUACAUUUGUCAUAAGCCAUGAACUAAUAACUUAUGAAAACAUGACCAUUGACCAUGUGGAAUGCUCAUGCAAGAAAGAAACAAUUUCUUUUACUUUUAUAAGUAACUGCUUACAAGGAUCAGGAACAUUGGAAGUUAAUUUUUAUUGUGAUAUUCUAUUCAAGUUUGUCUGCAUCAUACAUUAAUAUUUUUAGCAAAGUGUGCUUUCCAUUUUUAUAGUCUAUUUUUUGGGGCAAUUCACAAAAAUAUUAAUUUGUAGUGCCAAUGUGUGCCAUAUCCAAGAAUAAAUGUAAUGAAUUGUCAGACAGUUAAGGCCAAAAUGUAUGAAAAGUUUUCUGCUUUAUUUUAGUAGGAAGACAAAAGCCUAUAUUCUAGUACUAUUCGAAUAACAUUUUUUCUAUGCCUUGUAGAUUGCGGCUGGUACACACUAAAAAUAUAUUUGAAAAGUGACAUUUGAAUUUAGACGAAACAUAAGUUAUUAUUUCUAAAACAGCUUGUAUUGUUUUCUUAUUUUUUUUAUGUAUUAUGUCAUAUUAGUAUCUCAUAGUAUCAUUAUUUAAAUACCAUACAAUAUAAUAUAUAUUUUUCUAUCUCAUAGAUGUCCAUAAUUGAAUUUCUUGAUUCAUUUUUUAUGAAAAAAUUGUGGAUUAUUCAAUAAAAUUAGAAUUAUUACAGCUUCCUUAUGAAA